ACAUUGUGAGUGUUGAGUAUAACGUAACGCCGUUAUAUUUACAAAUUCAUUUGUUUUAGUAAUUCUCGUGAUUGAGAGUGAGAAAUAAAGAAAAUUACAUCAAAAUGUCUUCAGGAGUUACAAAACGACAAGUGCUAUCAAUGUACAAACUUCUCAUGAGAGAAGCUGAGAAGUUUCCAAACUAUAACUUCAGAUCCUAUGCUUUGAGGAGAAUAAGAGAUGGCUUCAAAGAAAAUAAGGCUGUUACAGAUUUGAAACAGAUAAACCAACAAUUUGAGUUUGCUACCGAAAACCUUAGUGUUAUCAAAAGACAGGUCAUCGUCGGAGACUUAUACAGAACAGAUAAGCUGGUCAUUGAGAAUAUUCAGUAACAAAUACAUAUUAGUAUUUAACAAAUUAAUUAUAAAAUACAUAUAAAUAUAUCACCCGUGUAUGUGCUGAGAGGUACUUGUAAAAUUCACCUUUCUUAGGUCCCGAGGUACUAGGACAGCUGAAUAAUUUUGUGCCUAAAUUAUUAAAAAGAUAUUAACUGUUCAGUGUCCACCUGACUGUCUCAGUCUGAACUUUUCAGUCGCCCUAGUAUCGUCUUGAGCUAGUUAAUGUUUACAUGUCAAGCAGCUCAUGUAGUGUAGAGAUUGUCCAGUCAACUGAUGAUAGUGAGCUCGACUGUCCGAGGUGCUUCAUACAUUUAUAAAUAUAUCUAUCAGAGGCUCUCUGCAUAAAAAAUAAUAACUGUAAACCGUUUUAACAAGAUCGAUGAGAAAUUUUUGUAGACAAAUUAUAAGAGUAGAACUAUAUCUCUAUGUGGGAUGAUGAAAGGGUAUAAAAACUAUUUGGUCCGACAGUUAACUAAAGGUAAAAUAUUAGACACGUUCUUUUUAAUUUUGUCAAAAAAUACUUAGACAAAACUUUUAAGAAGGAGCUAGCUACGUC
Molecule: messenger RNA, 933 nt
Organism: Spodoptera litura
Lineage: Eukaryota; Metazoa; Arthropoda; Insecta; Lepidoptera; Noctuidae
Gene: bcn92
Product: LYR motif-containing protein bcn92
Biological process (GO): iron-sulfur cluster assembly
Cellular component (GO): L-cysteine desulfurase complex; mitochondrion
Source: RefSeq, a predicted model, not a curated record